This is a messenger RNA of Thyridium curvatum, 1152 nucleotides long. RefSeq lists its product as uncharacterized. Bases 1 to 1152 code for a protein of 383 amino acids. Gene Ontology annotation, biological process: endoplasmic reticulum tubular network organization. The record is from RefSeq and is a predicted model, not a curated record. Lineage: Eukaryota; Fungi; Ascomycota; Sordariomycetes; Thyridiales; Thyridiaceae. The transcript is spliced from 3 exons. Gene Ontology annotation, cellular component: endoplasmic reticulum tubular network.
AUGGUUUCUCUUUGGCCUUGGCGGGGAGAUGACUCGUCGCCCGCCUCCUUCGAGAAAGCCCUCUCCUCGCUCGCUACCAAGAUCACUGCCACGCAGGCCCAGCUCGACAAAACACGCUCAACCUCACGGCGGCUCAAGGUCUUGUGGACCCUCUACCUCACUUUUGCCUACCUGGUCUAUGCGAUCGUCCUUGUCUUGGUUGUGGGCUGGAAGAAUCUCGGCGCUUGGGAAUGGACAGGCUUAGCCGGAGGGCCGGUCGUCAUCUAUGUCACUCGCACCAUUCUUGCUACAUACUUCAACUUCCGGACUGAGUCUCUCAGCGCCAGGCUCAAGGAUCAGCAGAACGAGCGCGCCGCCACGAUCCGCAAGCUGAAGGCGGCAACAAAGUACGACUCUACCCAGGAACUCCUCGAGAAAUAUGGCGGCGAGUCCAAAUCCAAGGCCAAGGGAAAGGAGAGCGAGGACCAGAAAGAGGCGGCCAAAGGGAAGGCAGGGCCGCAUCACGGGCAGCCAGGAACUCCCCAGCGAACAAACCUCCCCCCUCCGCCCACGGCCAACAUUCCUCGCAGCGACACUCGGGGCUCUAUGCUCUCCCAUCCCGGUACCCCCCAGAGCAUGCACAUGGGCUCGGUCCGCGGCAGCCCGCAAGUCGCUGGUUCUCACCUGCAUGACAUGGAGCCCUCGGCCGAAUUCGCCCCCAACGCUUUCGGUCCGGAAGGCGCCCCUCCUCCUGUGGUUGCCGGGACGCAUCAGUACGCCCCUGCUUACCAGGGGCCCUCCGAAGGGCACUGGUACGAUCGUAUUAUGGACUUGCUGCUAGGGGAAGACGAGACGGCGCCCAAGAAUCGGAUCGUGCUUAUAUGCAGCAGAUGCCGGCUUGUCAACGGACAGGCCCCGCCUGGAACAAAAGCCCUCUCCGAGAUCGGCACAUGGAAGUGUAUGGGUUGCGGCACAUCGAAUGGCGAGAUGGACGAAGGCAAGAAGAUUCUCAAAGAGGUCCUCGGAACCCAGUCGCGAGACGCCGACGAUUCGGCCGAGUCCGCCGCUGAGGUUGACGAGGAAACACACGUGGGCGAGGACGAUAACCGUGUCAAGGAGCAGGAGGCUGGCGAAGAAACAUCAGGGUUGAAGAAGCGACAGUCCAAGACUUAA